CGAUGUAUUUAAUAUUUGUAAUAUCAAUCCUGUCCUUGCUGAUGGCAUUUACCUCGAAAAUAUCGAAAACCAUCCUACCCUUCGUCUGCCGUGACAGUGCGGAGGUGGUAGCCCGAAGGAAAGAAAUAGUAAAAUUACGGGCCGAACUGGCUAAAAUUUCUAUGCGCGAUGAAUACAUCAAGUACGUCAAGUGCGAGCGUGAAAUCAGCAAACUAGAGGUAUCGUUGAGCGAAGCAAAAAGUCGCGAUAAUGUAAUGAGGGUGGCGUACGAGUACGGAUUGCAUUACGGUGGAAUGGCCGUACUAGGCCUUUGCAUGAUGUACAUUUCAAUUUUCUACCGCUACUCUACCGUCAUCGUGUUUGGGGACAAUUUCAACUUUGAACCAUUCGGCGGAUUCAUCAAAUUUCCAACAAAUGUUCCCAAUUCCAUAUCGGUUGUGUUUUGGAUCGUGGUGAAUAAUUUCGUUGCAAGGACACUGGCCAGUUAUGUGCAAUAAAAUAUUGGAUAUGGUAAUUGGUAAUCAUAA
This is a messenger RNA of Anopheles maculipalpis, 527 nucleotides long. Its product is annotated as guided entry of tail-anchored proteins factor 1-like. Bases 3 to 497 code for a protein of 164 amino acids. The record is from RefSeq and is a predicted model, not a curated record. The transcript is spliced from 2 exons. Lineage: Eukaryota; Metazoa; Arthropoda; Insecta; Diptera; Culicidae. Gene Ontology annotation, biological process: tail-anchored membrane protein insertion into ER membrane.